AUGAUAAUGCACGAUGAAGAUAGAGAGCUGGUUGUGGUCACUCGUAGUGGAAAAGAAGCAAUAAGUGAUGUCACAGGAAAUGAAAAAGUGCACACGCAUGAAGAAGGCAAAGGUAUAGAGGAAGAAGAAAUAACCAUCCAUCAAGACAUUGCCAAGAAGCCGCAAAGUGAUGUGGAGAAACACAUGCCAAGCCCAAAAGUUAAGCAGCCUUUACCCAAAAUAUCUCCUCCAUUUACCCAACGCCUCAAGAAGAAGAAUGAAGAUGAGAAGUUCAAAAAAAAUUUAUCGGUGUUCAAGACUCUAUCUAUUAAUCUCCCUCUAGUGGAAGUAUUGUUGGAAAUGUCGGGUUAUGCCAUGUUUAUGAAGGAGUUAGUCACAAACAAAAAUAGCUUGGAUUUUGAGAUGAUCGAAGUUUCUCAUAGUUGUAGUGCAAUUAUGACUACUGAGCUGAUAAAAAAGAAAGAAUAUCCUGAAGCGUUCACCAUCCCAUGCACCAUAGGCAUGCUCCAAUUUGCCAAAGUCUUAUGCAAUUUGGGAGCAAGUAUCAAUCUAAUGCCAUACAUGAUCUAUAAACAACUCGGUUUGGAUGAAGCAAAGGCUACAACUAUGAGACUCUUGAUGGCAGACCGAUCAACUAAAAAUCCAGGGGGAUAUUAUAUGACAUCUUGCUUUGAUUUAGGUUCUCAGCUUCACGAUCACGCAUAG
This is a messenger RNA of Solanum stenotomum, 705 nucleotides long. RefSeq lists its product as uncharacterized. The transcript is spliced from 2 exons. NCBI's taxonomy places the organism in Eukaryota, Viridiplantae, Streptophyta, Magnoliopsida, Solanales, Solanaceae. The coding region runs from base 1 to 705 and encodes 234 amino acids. The record is from RefSeq and is a predicted model, not a curated record.